UCACCUGCUUUGAUUUGGCAGAGAAUUGAACUCUCCAGAUGGCCUUCAUGACACAACCCUCCUCCCAUGUAUCCUCCCUUCAUGGAAACUCCAGGAGAUCAGCAACUUCUGACAUGCAGAGAGAAAGUCACUUAAAGAAGCUGCAGAUUUGACGAUGAGCCGCUCAGACGUUUGGACUGUAGGCCGCCGCCGUGCUGAGGGAGUGGAGAACUGAGUCCGGAUCUGCUUCACCGCAUUAUUCACAGUUUCCUGCAUCCUGGUGGCUGAACUUUGUGAGGAAACAUCCUUUAAAGAGCUCCCACCAUCACCACCAAAGGUCAAAAUGGCUGACAUUGUAAACACACUGCCUUUCUUCUAUGGCAACAUCACCAGAGAGGAGGCAGAGAAGUACCUGCAGCACACAGGCACGAGCAAUGGCUCGUACCUGCUACGGCAGAGCCGCAACUACCUCGGGGGCUUUGCACUCUCUGUGCUGUAUUCAGGCCGAUGUUACCACUACACCAUCGAAAGAGAACCAAAGGAAACAUACGCUAUAGCUGGUGGUAAGAGCCACAGCAACCCCAUGGACGUGAUCGACUAUCACUCCCAGGAGACGGACGGCCUUGUGUGUCUGCUCAAGAAGCCGUGCAACAGGCCCAGGAACAUGCAGCCCAAGGUGGGGCCAUUUGAGGAUCUGAAGGAAAGACUGAUCCGGGAGUAUGUGAAACAGACGUGGAACCUGCAGGGAGCAGCUCUGGAGCAGGCCAUCAUCAGCCAGAGGCCUCAGCUGGAGAAGCUCAUCGCCACCACUGCACAUGAACAAAUGCCCUGGUUCCAUGGAUCAAUCGCACGAGAAGACUCUGAGCCCAGACUUCAGGGCGGCGCCCGCACUAAUGGAAAGUUCCUGAUUCGCCAGAGGGACACGAGUGGAUCCUAUGCUCUGUGUUUACUCCAUGAAGGACAAGUCAUGCAUUAUCGCAUCGACAAAGACAGCGGUGGAAAACUCUCUAUUCCAGAUGGAAAGAAGUUUGACACCCUGUGGCAGCUGGUGGAGCACUACUCAUACAAACCUGACGGCCUUCUGCGAGUGCUGACAGAGCCUUGUCCAAGACCUGAUGGAGAAACAGGGCGGCCACUGCUCCCACCAGACCAUCCUGGACUAGCCUCUGCCUUUCACAAUGCAGCAGGUGGAUUACUCUCCAAACUCAAAACUGUUCCCAUACUUGGGCGAAAAAAGAGCCAAGGAUCUGGAUCUCGACACAACACCACAGACAAUCUCAAUACUUAUGAAACCAGGGCGGCCAAUAACCAAAUCGACAGCAAAGAGGCGAUGCCGAUGGACACACAGGAGUAUCUGAGUCCGUACGCCGACCCGGAUGAACUGCGGAGCCCCACAGUGGAUCGCAGUCACCUUUACCUGGAGGACGGAGAGCUGGGCUCAGGGAACUUUGGUACAGUCAUGAAGGGCAUCUACAAGAUGAGAAAGAUAGAGAAGCCUGUUGCGGUGAAAAUCCUAAAGAACGAUGACAACAACCUGGCGGUGCGCGAGGAGAUGCUGCGAGAGGCCAACGUCAUGCAGCAGCUGGACAAUCCUUACAUUGUCCGCAUGAUUGGCACCUGUGAAGCUGAGAACCUGAUGCUGGUGAUGGAGCUGGCUGAGCUCGGACCUCUCCACAAGUUCCUGCAGAGAAACAAGCAAACCACCAUAAAGAACAUCACGGAGCUGGUGCACCAGGUGUCCAUGGGAAUGAAGUACCUGGAAGAGCAUAACUUUGUCCACAGGGACCUGGCUGCCAGGAACGUGCUGCUGGUCACACAGCACUACGCCAAAAUCAGUGACUUUGGUCUCUCCAAAGCUGUGGCUGAGGAGCAGAACUACUACAAGGCCAAGGGUCAUGGAAAGUGGCCAGUGAAAUGGUACGCUCCUGAGUGCAUCAAUUACUUCAAAUUCUCAUCCAAAAGUGAUGUGUGGAGCUUUGGUGUGCUCAUGUGGGAGGCCUUCUCCUACGGCCAGAAACCAUACAAGGGAAUGAAAGGAAAUGAUGUCAUGCAGAUGAUUGAGAGUGGAUUGCGCAUGGAAGCUCCACAGCACUGUCCACCAGAGAUGUUUGACCUCAUGAGAGCCUGCUGGACCUACAAAGCCGACGAGCGGCCUGGAUUCACCACCGUCGAGCCGAGACUACGAGAGUAUUAUUACGACAUUGCACAGUGAUUCUUCUUCUUCACACGAAUGUUAAUAAACUAUGCAAAAAUGUUGGUUAAAGAAGAGGUCGGAAUUUAAUAUGUACAUUAAUAGCUAGAGGCAAUUUUGAAAGCAUUUAUAAAAUAAAUUAAAGGUCCAGUACGCAAUGCUUGACCCCCACCAGACGUUGUAGUUGUCCUGUCCCUCAGGGGUCGCCUCCGAGUCUUUUCUCAGCUCCUUGAACUCUCAAGAGCAAUAUUAAUUAUUAUUAUUAUUAUUAUUAUUAUUAUAAUAUUGUCUUCGCUUUGAACUGCUGCCAUUGCAUUGUUAUGGUGAAUGUGAGUCAAUAAACAGCCUGUUAAAAUCA
Messenger RNA from Solea senegalensis (Senegalese sole), 2528 nucleotides. RefSeq names its product spleen tyrosine kinase (gene syk). NCBI's taxonomy places the organism in Eukaryota, Metazoa, Chordata, Actinopteri, Pleuronectiformes, Soleidae. Bases 323 to 2191 code for a protein of 622 amino acids. Gene Ontology annotation, biological process: positive regulation of cell adhesion mediated by integrin; cell surface receptor protein tyrosine kinase signaling pathway; B cell receptor signaling pathway. The record is from RefSeq and is a predicted model, not a curated record. The transcript has 15 exons. Gene Ontology annotation, cellular component: cytoplasm; extrinsic component of cytoplasmic side of plasma membrane. Gene Ontology annotation, molecular function: signaling receptor binding; ATP binding; non-membrane spanning protein tyrosine kinase activity.